AUGGAUGAUUCACCGUUUAAUGACAUAUUUAAUGGGGGUUUUGAUGAAAAUUAUGAUAAUGUAAUGAACCGCAUUGUAGACCACAUUAAUUAUCCUAGUUGUGAAGGUAGUGGUGCCUCAUUUUCUGGUGCUGGAGAUGACGGUGAUGGAAACGACGCUGACGACAAUAAUGAUGAUGGUGAUGAUGACGGUGAUGAUGACAUCAUAAAACCAGUAGAUCCACAAUUUACGAGCACACCAAGAGAAAUUGCUAUGAAUCCAAGAUUUAUGCCAUAUUUCAAGAAUUGUGUCGGUGCAAUUGAUGGAACACAUGUUCGUGCCUGCAUGCCAUCUGAAAAUCAAAUUCUAUUUAUUGGAAGAAAAGGUGUACCAACACAAAAUAUCAUGGCCGCUUAUAGUUUCGACAUGCAAUUCAUGUUCGUGUGGGCAGGAUGGGAAGACAAUGCACACGAUACGUAUAUUUUUCUUGAGGCUAUUGACAAUAGAAAAUACUAUUUGGUUGAUGCUGGAUAUCCAAACGAGUAUGGGUAUUUGGGUCCCUACAAAGGCGAGAGGUAUCACUUUCAAGAAUUUAGGCAUCGUGGACAACCAAGUGGUCGGAAAGAAGUGUUUAAUCGUGCACACUCAUCACUACGUAAUGUGAUCGAACGUUCUUUUAGGGUAUGGAAACAGAGGUGGAAAAUUUUGCAAAACAUGUCUGCUUAUCCAUACAAAACACAAGUUGAAAUUGUAGUUGCAUCAAUGGCACUACAUAACUAUAUUAGAAGAAGAUCGCAAGAUGAUGCGAUUUUUUCUGAGUAUGAUCGCAAUCCCAAUUUAAUUCCAGAUGACUUUUUACCUGAUAUUGUUCAUCGCUCAGCCAUUCAAGGAUCACAGAGGCCUUCACGUAUGGAUUUUGUACGUGAUGGAAUUGCAAAUAGUUUGAUGGAACAAUAA
Molecule: messenger RNA, 936 nt
Organism: Populus trichocarpa (black cottonwood)
Lineage: Eukaryota; Viridiplantae; Streptophyta; Magnoliopsida; Malpighiales; Salicaceae
Exons: 4
Coding region: 1-936 (311 amino acids)
Source: RefSeq, a predicted model, not a curated record